UACACAGCGUGUAUGGGAAAGUAAAAUAGCACUAAUAAGUAUAGAUUGCAAAGUAAAAUUUGCCCCGUCCUCAUAAAGUCCAAAAAUUCACCCAAUACCAUGGCCACAGUUCCAAGUGACAUUCAAAUUCAUUCAUUCGCCAGCUUGGAAUGAGGAACUCUGCACUUAAGUACUUCCUGUUUCCCGCCCAAACUUUUUGGACGUCCACUGGCUUUCUUGGACUUUCUAGGGUUGUCCUCCUCAUUCAAACGUCCUUCUACGUCGAUCUUUCCUACGUAGAAAGCGCUCCGAUUUCUAGCCGAGAGUAACUUGAAACGCCCCCUAAGUGGAUAAUAGAGUGGUCUGCAUGUCGGUAAAUGAGAGACAGGUCCAAAGGUGAAGUCAUGUUUCAACACGGAUCUUUUCAUGUCCACAAAACCCACGUUUUGUAUGCAGAACAAUACCUUCUCAUGCCUCGUUUGCAUGUCGGUAUUUGGACGGAUAAAAGUGCCCCCAUUCAGCCCCUAGUUCUCCAGUCCUUGGGUUGUAGAAACUAGCCUGACUCUGUCAGAAAACGCCGACACGCUUUCUUUCUUUCCAUUGGCCCAACGGCGGAAGUCUCGAACCGCAGUAGGCAGCAACAAGUGGCUUUGAUAGCCACCCCGGAGUGUUUUGCUCUAUAUCGCACAAAAAGGCAACAUAAACACGGCGUCUGAGACUGUGCUCACGUGACCUAAAGUGGCCUGUCCCUCUAGGACUCGGGAAACGUCAGUCAGGAUCCCGACUACCCGACAUUAUCGUGCGACGUGAGCGACGUGACGCAACCCUGACGCGAUAAGAGGGCAGUUCCCCUGCGCGCGCCGCCGCCGCCUGGCUACAUCUGGACGUGGUCAAAUAAACAGUUCAAUGCUGUCAAACUUCCCGAAUCGACCCGUCGUGAGUUGGCACCCAACCACCUGGUGUUAAAGUUCCCGGCGAGAGCUCGGAGAAAGAUGGCGAGGUUGGAAAACGUAGGUUGGUCCCCACGCCGGUACACGUUGCGGGAGUUCCUUCGCUCCUGCGCCCUCCCCAAAAUCGUAAAGGUCACGCAAGGUCAUUACGGGAAUGCCGAUAUCGAACAGCUCGCUUUGGAUCAGGUGAUUAGAAUACACAAAGAGCACACACAACGCCGAGUGGUCGCCAACGACAAACAUGGCCGACAUCUCAGCAUUCCGCUCAACUACCAGAGCGUUCUGUUUGAGAGAGUGCGGAGAGAAACAGACAAGAGACAGAAGAAAACUGCCGCCGCAGACGACCUUCCGGCCGCCUUCCCGAUGACCAUCGCAGAUGUGGUAGCACAGUAUCCCCUCCCGGUACUGGUCAAGAUACACAGGUCUGAGGAGCUCCGCUUCAGCGUGGAUAACAGGAAACAAGUACCGAGGUUUGACGUCAUAGAGCUGACGGACCUUCAAGAUGAAACCUAUCUGCUUGGAAAUACCAUCAACAACGGCCUCUUGAGCAAGUCAGUGCUGGUUAUCCCGAUGUUCAUGAAGUUGGAGCUAGCGGUAGCGGAAGGCUUGGUGGGAGGGGACGAUGACCAGUGGCUGGAGUUGGUCGGCAGGUACGACCGGACGGUGGUCAGGUGUGUGGACUUCGAGCAGGCCUGCGGCAACAGAGACAUACUGAUGUAUCCUUCGCGUCUAGUUGAAGCGCGACAACAUGUCCUAGAGGACAUUGAACCUCACGUUCUCAAAAUCCACCCACUGUCGACGGACAAGACUCUGUGGCCGAGGCCUCUGUCUGACUCCGAGACACAGUUCAACACUCAUCGGGUGCGCCACCGUCAGAGCCCCGAGGCCAAAGGCCCGGCCUCUCCAGUGCUCAGCUGGCCCAUGACGGUGAGCGUCAGGGGUAAUCAACGGAGUCGUCGUAAGGAGGUGGAAGAGGAAAAGUCGCAGAGGCGGGCCUCUGCUGACCUGCUGUCCGCUAAUGAUGAAGAUCUAUCCGCUGCGGACGAUCUCGUGGUUCCGGAAGGAAAGACCAGGUAUCGACAAGCACCAGAGGGUGGGCCUAAACAAGAUGUCGCAAAACCACGCGAGAUCAUAGCGGCCUCAACAAGUGGUCAGAGAGAGCGACGAAAGACACCCACACAGGAACCUCAGCCGAUCAAUGCCACUACUCGUACGGCAGCUUUGAAGCCCCGGAUCAAAGAACCAAAGCAAGAAUACGAGCACCCACCCUCCGCACCUAUCAAGCCUUCCCCCACUAUGAAGUAUGCAGGUCUGUCAGAGGUUCCCGAAGACACAACGGCCCUAAAUGUCGACGAUCUGUCGGACUGCCUCAGGCUGCUAAAACUCGACAGUUUCGUCAACGUCUUCAAAGAAGAAAUGAUUGACGGGAAGCUCCUGAUGGAUUUGGAUCGACGCAUGCUCAUCAACGACCUUGGUAUGAACGAGUUCCAGGCGACCAAACUCCUGAGGUUCCAACGGGGCUGGCGCCCAAAGUGAGGGGACAUGAAAAUGCUAACAUGGAUGGUGUGACGAGUAGAUGAAGAAUAAUCAAUUAAAAAUUAUAAGACGUGAGCCAGAAAAUAGCUGGUAUUCAAUUUGUAUAAAUUGUGUUAUCCCCGAUUGUAUUAUUCCAAACAGUGGAUAUAUUAUCAUUAUACAGAUAGAUGUUGCGAAAUAUGACCUGUACUUUUUUGACUUCAAAUGGGGAUGAAUUUUGCUGUCGACCUAAGUAGCAAGAGAAUUUUCCACCCAGGUCACCCAUAGCCCACUCUACCCUUUAUCAUGUCCAAACAUUGGCAUUGUUGUUGUAUUUGUAAAUCUCUUCGGUGUUUUUUGAUGUUCAAACAUUUUAUGACCUGAAAAACUUCGGUAUGACACGGACAAUGAACCAUAUCCAUAUUUCCCCUAGGAUCAUUCAAAGCCUACAUAUACUACAAGAAGCAAUUUCUGGGAUCAGCUCUUUUCAAGUUUAUUGACAUGUGCAUAACUUUCAAGUCUUAAGAAGUUCAUAUAAUUAUGAAUCAUGAUGCGUCAGUAAUACUAGUAACCACCCAGCACUAUAGACAAUGCUCACGUCCUAGUAACGUGAGUGCAUACACCAAAGACUUACAAGAAAGUAAUUACGAGUUACCCACUGAAAUGCCAAUGUUGAUUGCUAGUUCUAGUGAUUCUGUCACCAGCCAAUAUGAACAGUGUAUACGUACGUUCUUGAAGCAUAUCACCACAUGCACAGUGCUUUACAUGUACAAUGGAUGCUUCAACGAUGGUAUUGAGAUACAAAGUUACGUUGUAACCUAGUUCUUUUACAAAUACUGAAAACGUGUACCAAUGAAAACACUGUCCUGUACUUUACAUCGUCAUCGACCAGAUAAGCAAAAGAAUGGAAGUAGAAUAUUUUGACGAAGCUGCUAAGAUAUCUGCCUUUUAAGCAUGGUUGCUAUCCGUCGGGCGUAUCUAGAAAAAUACACAUUUAUUUGUUUUGAGAAACACACCUAAUUCCGCCUACUUAGGCGUUAAACGUUUACCGUUCCCAAACGCUUUGUAAAUGUACAUUGUAUCUAUUUUUGUUAAUCAUAGUUUAUAUAUUCUCAACCUGAUCAUGCUUUGAAAGCAGUUAACGUUUGAGUUGUAUCAUAAGACAAGACUCAUUUUUUUGCUCGUUUUGCAUUUAUAAGCUACAAGAACAUAUCAUCACAUCACGAGCUCAGGCUGUAAGUUGUUACAGUAAACACAUGAUAUGAUUUGUUUGUGAUCACGAAUGAGCUGGUCUCAGUCAUGUUUGUGUUCAGAGUGUUAAGUAGUCAAUUUGACGGUCUUGUGAACCACUUAGAAAAAUAUUAUAAGUCGAAUGUUGUAAUGUACAAGUGCCGUGUUUGCGUAAUGUAUAAAGAAUUUUCCGUGA
This is a messenger RNA of Branchiostoma floridae (Florida lancelet), 3870 nucleotides long. RefSeq lists its product as uncharacterized. The transcript is spliced from 8 exons. NCBI's taxonomy places the organism in Eukaryota, Metazoa, Chordata, Leptocardii, Amphioxiformes, Branchiostomatidae. Bases 972 to 2465 code for a protein of 497 amino acids. The record is from RefSeq and is a predicted model, not a curated record.